GAGUCUAGCAAGGUAAGGAGGGCACUUGCAGGCUGACUGCCCCUUUGGGGGCCCCUUGGACUUCAGGGAUGCAUGACUGGACAGUUUGGAGCUGAGGGACCCCCCCAUAACUUCCAAGGCCUCUGACCCAGAGAGCUCUGAGUCUUCCUGGGCCCAUCCUCUACUCCUAUUUCCGGAGCUCCUGCUCAUGGAGAGUUCGAAUCGCUCUGGCCUUGAAAAGCAUCGACUAUGAGACCAUACCUGUCAACCUCAUAAAGGAUCAGGGACAGCAGUUCUCUGAAGAAUUCCAGGCACUGAAUCCCAUGAAGCAGGUGCCGGCCCUGAAGAUCGAUGGUAUCACCAUAAGUCAGUCUCUGGCCAUCAUCGAGUUCCUGGAGGAAACUCGGCCCACUCCACGCCUCCUGCCGAAAGACCCGAAGAAGAGGGCCCAGGUUCGCAUGAUUUCGGACACCAUCGCCAGCGGCAUCCAGCCCCUGCAGAACCUGUCUGUCCUAAAGCAAGUGGGACAGGAGAACCAGCUGGCCUGGGCCCAGAAGGUCAUCCACACUGGCUUUAACGCUCUGGAGCAGAUCCUGCGGAGCACAGCGGGAAAGUACUGUGUGGGAGACGAGGUGUCCAUGGCUGAUCUCUGCUUAGUGCCUCAGGUGGCAAACGCUGAAAGGUUCAAGGUGGAUCUCACUCCCUACCCGACCAUCAGCCGCAUCAACAAGACGCUGCUGGCUUUGGAGGCUUUCCAGGUGUCUCACCCCUGCCGGCAGCCAGACACACCCGCGGAGCUGAGGGCCUAGCUCUCCAACUGUGCCCCAUGGGUGAGGGGGCAGGAGAGGUGCAGGAGCAGAAGCCGGGGUUGCUGAACAGACCUGGAAACAAGAGAGCCCUAACUGGAGAAGCAGGAGACCUGAACUCCUUGAACUUGGACUCUAGCCCUGGAUCCACCUUCCUACUGUACCUCUUUGCACCUCAGUCCCCUCCUCUGUCCAGUGCAGGGAGUGCCGGGAGGGAGGCAGGAACAUCACCAGUCAUCUGCGUCAUGGGCAAUCGUGAAGGUGAGGGGAGAAAGUAGCCUAAGGUGCUUGGUGGGUGCGCCAGAGAGACGUAAGGGAGCCUGCGCGCUUCUUCCCAUCCCCACAGUUGUACCGGACUCCAGAGAAUGCCCACUGUGAAAUUUGAUGAUUAAACGGAAGC
This is a messenger RNA of Mustela erminea (ermine), 1185 nucleotides long. RefSeq names its product glutathione S-transferase zeta 1 (gene GSTZ1). The coding region runs from base 303 to 788 and encodes 161 amino acids. NCBI's taxonomy places the organism in Eukaryota, Metazoa, Chordata, Mammalia, Carnivora, Mustelidae. The record is from RefSeq and is a predicted model, not a curated record. Gene Ontology annotation, biological process: L-phenylalanine catabolic process; glutathione metabolic process. Gene Ontology annotation, cellular component: cytoplasm; mitochondrion. The transcript has 9 exons. Gene Ontology annotation, molecular function: maleylacetoacetate isomerase activity; glutathione transferase activity.